AGUGCGCUUGUUUCCAUGCACCUGUACUCCCCGCAGGCCCGGGCGGGUACAAAAAAAAAAAAAGAGGCUUGAAGAGAGAAAUGGGUGAAGUUUAUGAGAAGUCAUGGCUUACUGGGAUUUGGAGAUUCUGCAACGUGUCCAUGUCUUUAUUCUUCACUCUUGCUACAUAUGUGCAGAUUAAUGAUCCAGACGCAGGGCUGUGGAUGGUCGGUUAUGGAGUUCCUGCACUUCUGUGUGCACUUCUGAGCUUGAAACCACACGUGACAGAGACUUUGGCCUGGAGGCGUGUCGCAGAUCUGCAUGUGAUGAUCUCCAGCGCUGUUGUGUUCAUGUUGGGGUGGAGAGUUCACAAGGAGAGGUUAACUGAGAUCUUCCAGCAGGAGGAGGGCAGGGAAUUCUCUGGUCUCAUGUUGACGCUUGUUUGGCUUCUCCUGUGUCGUCACUCUGGAAGGGCUCCAGUGGGCAUGCUCAGAGUCUCCACAGCUGCAGCCAUCACAGUGUUCCCCUUUGUGGCCUGGCUUUAUUACUACAUCAACAAAGAGCUCAGCAUGAACUGGCCUUCACAUUGUAAAACUGCUAUAUAGACAUCAACCAAUCACAUUUAUAUAUUGGUAUAUUAUUUUGUCUUUCUGAAUGGGAAUCAUGGACCAAGAAUGCUGCUUAAAUUACCUCUGAAGUAUUAUAUAUAUAACAUUUUGAUAAAUGGUGCUAAUAAAUGUUUUAAUUUGAAAGAAAA
Messenger RNA from Notolabrus celidotus (New Zealand spotty), 736 nucleotides. RefSeq names its product transmembrane protein 220 (gene tmem220). Bases 81 to 584 code for a protein of 167 amino acids. The transcript has 6 exons. The record is from RefSeq and is a predicted model, not a curated record. NCBI's taxonomy places the organism in Eukaryota, Metazoa, Chordata, Actinopteri, Labriformes, Labridae.